Haliotis rufescens (red abalone) is the source of this 2052-nucleotide messenger RNA. RefSeq lists its product as uncharacterized. The record is from RefSeq and is a predicted model, not a curated record. The coding region runs from base 120 to 743 and encodes 207 amino acids. The transcript is spliced from 5 exons. Lineage: Eukaryota; Metazoa; Mollusca; Gastropoda; Lepetellida; Haliotidae.
AAACAAUACGGGGGACAUAUUUACCUGUACACCGGUUGUGUCAACAUUGCUCAAUACCCGUAUGGACAACACCACCAGUUAAACAGUUUUACUGGUAGUAUUUCUGCUCAUAUUCGACCAUGUUUCUGAAUAAUCCUCCUGUUACAGUUUCAGUGAUUCGGGCGAAAUCCUGUUUUAUCAGCAGCAAUGGGACGAAGAGACCGCUAGCGUAUCACCAGCUGACGAGACCGUGUUGUAAGGAAACCAGUUUUAAAGGGCGUACUACAGUCCGACGUUUCUCCUGCGAGGAUGACGGUGGAUGUUGUGGAGACUACGGUUCGCAGUACUGCUGUAACGUACCCCAUUCCAGUCUGGCUGUGGGUCUCGGAGUCGGCCUCACUGUCUUUGUCCUCGUCCUACUCGUCAUCAUUGCUGUCACAGUCUACUGCUACAUGAAUAUCCACUACCACAAGAUGGGCCAGGAGAUCUACUGUGCCGGACGCUGCAGGUGUAAAGUUCGAGACGCAACGCAACCUGUCAGGCCGUUCAGCAGUAUCCAAGUCAACUUAAGCACCGUUGAGUCAACAUUCGAUACAGAAGUGUAUGAACCACGCAACCAGCCCUACCCUGAUCCGUGCGUCUUCAGGACGACCGUGGCGCCUCAAUUUCAGAACCGUCCAGCCAUUGAAGAUGACAGUCCGCCAUCUUACACGGAAGUCGUGGGUAAUCCAGAAGUAUUCGUCAACACUCGCUCCUUUCCGUAACCUGCAAGCCAAUUAGGCUUGUCCCGGAAUGACACGAGUUGGUCACGAAUGAUCCAGAAGCUUUCCGGUAGCCGAAUGUAUCAAAAUGACAACCAUGUCAAACGUCAAUCACUGGAUUGUCUAGUUAAGACUCCAUUAUUUACUUGCCGGAACACUGCUGGAAUAUUGGUGAGCGCGGUGUCAAACAACAAACAAAUAAACAAACGAUCUACCUCCAAUAUCCAGUUUUGCCCACGUCUAUUUUCAAGCUGCUGUUUUCAGUGCUUCACGACGUGGCACUACAUUGUAAUUUGCCUUGCAACUUGAUAAUAGCAAAUUAACACACAGGUUCAUUAUCACGUCAGCCAACAAUAAUAUAAUUCCCAGGUUUGAAUGUGCUUCACUGAUAGUGUGAUUGUGAGAAAAGACACGAGCCCUUAGUUUAGACAUGAGUUAGAAGUGCAAACUUUGUGUUAUCCCCGUAAAGAUUCGGGUUAGAAUUGGUUUUCAGCAACCCGUGCUUGUCCUAAGAGGCGAUUAACGGGAUCGGGUGGUCAGGCUCGUAUCCUAAUAGCGUAGAUGGAUGCUCAUGAUGUCCUUUUUAAAAAAAAUAUUUUUAUUUGAAAUCAGUAGACAUAUAUCUGUAACAUAGGUACAUGAGGUAUAUAAGUGUAGCGCUUCAUAGGAUCUUAACACAAGACCAAGAUAGCGGUAAUAAACAUAUAUUGGAUUAACUGAUAUAUUAUAAUAAGUAAGUUGAUAAUUCUUUCCAUUUUCUGUCAAAUGUAUUAAUACUACUAUUUUUCAUUGUAAUAUUUUCUUUUCUAUUUUACAUACAUCUUUCAAUUUUUUUAUGAAGAAAGGAGAGUUUUCUUAAUAUUUGACUGGUGAAUGUAUUUUUGCAAGAAGAAUUAUAUGGUUAAAAAGAGAGUUCUUUUUGUUGUAGCAAAAUAAUUUAUCUUGACUGGUAAUAUGAAUAUCAUAAGCAAGUUUCGAGUUUAGGUACAGUUCAAUUUCUAACCAAAAUUCCUUUACAAAAGCACCUUCUACAUAUACAUGGCAUAAAUUUUCAGAUUCAGAGAUACAAAAAGAGCUUAUAUCAUCAUCAAUUAACUUCAUUCUCAAUCAUUCCUUAUAGAGAGAGAGAGCUCUAUUUAUGAAUCUGUACUGUACAUCUAUUGGUACACAUUUUACAGUUGUAAAAACAUUAUUCCAUAAUAUGCUUUGAUUAAUUUCACGCAUCAGAGGAAAGUUAGUUGUAGCUAUGGGUUUAUCAUAAAAUAUUCUGGAGCCCUUUGUUCUUAUCAACAAGUCUCUCAAAAUGUUAUUU